Messenger RNA from Mercurialis annua (annual mercury), 2238 nucleotides. RefSeq lists its product as uncharacterized. The record is from RefSeq and is a predicted model, not a curated record. Lineage: Eukaryota; Viridiplantae; Streptophyta; Magnoliopsida; Malpighiales; Euphorbiaceae. The annotation marks the transcript as partial. The transcript has a single exon.
UAUAACCUUACCAAGUUUGACCUACAAACGCCACUUCUACAUCACUCUGUUUUUACAAUUUUUCUCUGUAAUCUUUCAAAAAUGGCACUUCUCGGACCACCCGAACUCCACGACCCAACUCUCCUCAAAAAACCCAAAAACCAAACCCUGAAUUCAUCAUCAACUGAUCAAUUCAUGAACCUUAUGGUAUCAGAUUUCAAUACAGCCGAACUUUCUCAUCGCUUACCGCGGAUGGGCUACACUGAAAACCGCUCCGCCACUUUCUUAUCAUCAGGUAAUCCAUGUCUUGAUUUCUUUUUCCACGUAGUACCCGAUUCUCCAUCACAAUCUGUCGAACAGAGGCUCUUCUCUGCUUGGCAGCACAACCCUUUAACUACCCUCAAACUUAUUUGCAAUUUACGCGGUGUUCGUGGCACCGGUAAGUCUGAUAAAGAAGGGUAUUACACCGCCGCCAUUUGGCUUCACAGGUUCCACCCCAAAACCCUGGCUUGUAACGUUCCUUACAUGGCGAAUUUUGGGUAUUUUAAGGAUUUGCCGGAGAUCCUCUACCGGCUUUUAGAGGGUAGUGAGAUUAGAAAGACUCAGAAAAGCGAGUGGUUGGGGAGAAAAAAAGGGUAUGGCGGUAAAAGGAGAGGCCGUUAUAAUGGAUAUGGUGGUUAUGAACCUUGUGAAAUUCAUCCAUUUGCUGCUAAGAAAAAGAAGGGUAAAAGAUCAGGCAAAGGAGUGAAGCCGCCCCGUGUGACUAAAGAAAUCAGGAUCUUGAAUGCUUUAAAAACGAAUGAAAUUGAAAAGGAGAAGGCCAGUCUGCAAAGGAAAGAGAAUAAGGUUUCAAUGGCUAAGAAGGUUUUUCAUAGAUAUAACAGAGACCCUGAUUUUCGAUUCUUGUAUGAUCGCGUUUCGGAUUUUUUUGCGGAGUGUUUGAAGGCUGAUAUGGAACAUUUGAAGUCUGGGGAGAUGGUGAAAGUUAGUUUGGCUGCUAAAUGGUGUCCCUCUAUUGACUCGUCUUUCGAUAAGGCGACUCUGAUAUGCGAAAGCAUCGCGAGAAAAGUGUUUACUAGAGACGCGUAUCCUGAAUACGAAGGGGUUGAAGAGGCGCAUUACGCUUAUAGAAUUCGCGAUAGGCUGCGAAAGGAGGUUUUGGUGCCGCUGCGUAAAGUUCUCGAGUUGCCAGAGGUUUUUAUUGGGCAGAAUCAAUGGGGCGAGAUUCCUUACAAAAGGGUGGCUUCUGUUGCUAUGAAGUUUUACAAGGAGAAGUUUCUGAAACAUGAUGCUGAUCGUUUUAUGCAGUAUUUAGAGGAUGUGAAAGCCGGGAAGGCGAAAAUUGCAGCUGGGGCAUUGUUCCCUCAUGAAAUAAUUCAGUCAUUGAAUGACGAGGACGGCGGGCAGGUAGCUGAAUUGCAAUGGAAAAGAAUGGUUGAUGAUCUUUUAAAGAAGGGGAAAUUGAAAAAUUGUAUGGCUGUUUGUGAUGUUUCGGGCAGUAUGGCAGGUACUCCAAUGGAAGUUUCUGUUGCAUUGGGUGUUUUAGUUUCUGAACUAAGUGAUGAGCCAUGGAAAGGGAAGCUGAUAACUUUUAGUGCUAACCCUACUCUUCAAUUUGUUCAAGGAGAUACUCUUCUUGAUAAGUCAAUGUUCGUGAGAAGAAUGGAGUGGGGUAUGAACACCAAUUUUCAAAAGGUGUUUGAUCUAAUUUUACAAGUUGCUGUGAAUGGGAAAUUGAGAGAGGAUCAGAUGAUUAAAAGAUUAUUUGUGUUUAGUGAUAUGGAAUUUGAUCAAGCUUCAACAACACCAUGGGAGACUGAUUAUAAGGCUAUAGUGAGAAAGUAUACUGAAAAGGGUUAUGGAAAUGCUGUGCCUGAGAUUGUGUUCUGGAACUUGAGAGAUUCGAAGGCUACGCCAGUUCCGGCUACACAAAACGGAGUGGCGCUUGUGAGCGGGUUUUCGAAGAAUUUGAUUAAGUUGUUCUUGGAUGGAGAUGGUGCUAUUGACCCUGUCUCGGUUAUGGAAGCUGCUAUUUCUGGUGAAGAGUAUCAAAAGCUAGCUGUGCUUGACUGAUUCUAUUUUCUCUUGUGUUUUUGAGAAUGAAAUUGACUAAUUCUGUUUUUUAUUGAGAAUGAAAUAGAGCAAUUCUUCAUUUUCAUUUGAGCCUCUUUCAAUUUCCAUUUUAUUUAUUUGUGUAUAUAAUGUAAAACUUUCAAAUGAAACUGAAUUGAAUUCAAAUAAUUCUGCUAUUCCAGCAAA